Messenger RNA from Cladophialophora immunda, 1824 nucleotides. RefSeq lists its product as uncharacterized. The transcript is spliced from 5 exons. The record is from RefSeq and is a predicted model, not a curated record. Gene Ontology annotation, molecular function: FAD binding. The coding region runs from base 1 to 1824 and encodes 607 amino acids. Lineage: Eukaryota; Fungi; Ascomycota; Eurotiomycetes; Chaetothyriales; Herpotrichiellaceae.
AUGUCGCGGAACAUUCCGAUUGUCGACACCGGUGUUGAAACAGAUUGCUUGAUUGUCGGAGCUGGCCCUGCUGGCGCCUCGCUGGCAUGUUUCCUGAUCAAUUAUGGACUGAGGGUGAUGGUCAUCUCGGACGCGCCGGGAACGACGGCGACUCCCAGAGCCCAUCUGAUCAACAUGGCAGGCCUGGAGUGCAUGCGCGAUCUUGGCCUCGAAGAGGAAUGUCUACGCCUUGGAAACCGAGGAGACGCCCUCGAUUCGAUCCGCUGGUGCUAUUCCAUCACGGGGGUGGAGUAUGGACGAAUUCACGCCUGGGGUGCUGGACCGGCAAAGAUGGGCGAGGUGGCAGAUGUUAGUCCCUGUGCGUCGCUGGAUCUCCCACAGACCUACCUGGAGCCGAUACUGGUCCGCUAUGCAACCACUCAUGGCGUCAAAUGCCUCUUCAACACGUGUUUCGCAGAGGUUGACCAAGAUGCCCGAGGAUGCGUGACCACCGCUGUGAACAAAGUCCUCGGCCAGAAAUUCAAGAUCCGCUCCCGCUAUGUUUUUGGUUGCGAUGGAGCAAGGAGUCCCGUGGCCGCUCAGAUCGGGCUCUCAUAUAACGUCCAGCCGUCUGGAGGUGUCGCAUACAACAUCCUGUUUAACGCUGAUCUGAGCGACAUCAUGAAACAUCAGACGGGACACCUGCAUUGGAUAAUGCAGCCAGACACGGAACUCGAGCACGGAAUUGCCCCUGUGUUGCGGAUGGUCAAGCCGUGGCAUCAAUGGAUCCUGGUGGUCUUUCCCAAGCCAGGAGUGGACAUCAAAGCCUUUGGCUCCUCUCAAGAAGCUACUAACCAGGUCAACGAUCUGAUCAAGGCCGUGAUAGGCGACGACAAAAUCCCCUUUGAGGUGGUGGACAUAUCUAGUUGGAGAAUCAACGAGACAGCUGCCGAGUCCUAUUCCAAGCAGAAUGUGUUCUGCCUUGGCGAUGCAGUCCACCGACAUCCUCCUAUUUUUGGUCUUGGGAGCAACACCUGUAUACAGGACGCCUACAACUUGGCUUGGAAAGCGGCGCUGGUGUUGCAGGGGAAGGCGUCCCCAGCCUUGCUGGACACGUACAACGUGGAGCGGCAACCCGUGGGCCAAGAUCUGGUCAAGUGGUCCAACGAGCUCCUCCGCAACCACGCGACUGUGUGGGGAGCGAUCGGGAUGUUUGGGGAGACGAAGGAGGAGCGAAUCAAGGCCAACCAGGAACUGUCGGAGGCUUCAGAGGCCGGCAAGGUCCGGCGACAGCAACUCUUUGAUGCUCUCGAACGACACCGCGGCGAAGGCGACAGCGUGGGCAUGAUGAUGAACCAGUGGUACACAUCCAGCGCCGUCUAUAUUGCGGACGAGGAGGGUCCUCAAGCCCCCUUCGCCGGCGACUACCUCACCCAGGCCCGCGUCAGUACCUACCCAGGAAACCGGCUUCCGCACGCAUGGCUCAGCAAGGACGUGCCCAGCAAGGAGAUUUCCACCCUCGACCUGGCCGGGAAGAGUGCCUUUGCGCUGUUUACCGGGCACGGCGGGGGCGCGUGGAAAGCCGCAGCCCAGGCCGUGGGAGACAAGCUGGGGAUCCCCGUCAACGCGUUCGCCAUCGGCUUUGGCCUCGACUACGCUGACAAAUACCGCGACUGGACCAAGAGGAGGGAGGUCGAGGAGGACGGGUGCGUGCUCGUGCGACCUGACCGGUACGUUGCGUGGCGGGCCAAGCGGGGGUUGUCGACGACGACGGCGGCGGCGGCGGUGGCCACAUCGUGCGAAGAAAAGCUCGAGCAAGUCUUGAGAUCGAUCUUGUCGCUCUAA